Messenger RNA from Symbiodinium pilosum, 2802 nucleotides. NCBI's taxonomy places the organism in Eukaryota, Dinophyceae, Suessiales, Symbiodiniaceae. The record is from the annotation of a GenBank genome assembly.
AUGAAUACGUCCGACUACCCUGUGAUCUCACCAGAAGCCGUACAGGAGUUGGACCCGGAAGUUGUGAAGCACUCUGUCGAAACCAUGGACCACAUGACGUGGCUAGACAGUUCCGUGGAUGAGGACGGAGUCUUCAGCGUCGGAUGCGUGGUCUGCUCCCAGAUGUUGGCCGACUGCGAUAAAGACGUGAUUGCCAGGUACGGCGUCCGCUGCCUCACUGGCUUCAAGCCGAAACGCUUUCAGCAGCAUCAGCGCAGUCCCGCGCAUCUGGCGGCAGUGAAGAGGCUGCUGCAGCCGAGCGUAGAGAUUGUGGGGCAGCCUCUUUCCAAGCAAGCUGCGGCACCCAGCGAGGUGGAGUUUCAAGCCAUCCUGCACCAUAUCCGCAAGGGCGGCAGCUUGCGCGAGGGCGUCCCCGGCAUUGCGCACUUCACUAAAGCCAAGACCAUGGUCUUCCUUUUGGCCGAGAGCCUGAAGCGCUUGUAUCGCGGGUGGCUGCGCUCGUGUUGCACUAUCAACCUGCUGCGUGACGAGCGCCACGCUCGGCUUCUCGUGCGCUUCCGCUGCGCAAAUCUCCGUGGAGAACGGGGAAUCGGAGUGAUGGGCCAGGAACGCAUCGUGCAAAGCACGGCGACCAAGAUCACGGAGACGACCCUGUCCAUCUUCAAGAAUUUUUGCACGCAGAAUCUGGGUGCGCCUGGGCUCAAGGACGAGUCAGCUGUCUGGUUCGACGAGGAGCUCUUCGAGCAUAUACGCUCCUCGGUGCAUGCUCUCACAGUGGACUCCGCAGGAAACGAAGUCGCGUCAGGCGAGAACAUGAUGUCCAGCAGGUCCAUGACAGCCAUCCGUGGAGAGCCGUGCGCGCCGAAUCUACACACCAUCAUUCGUGACAAGGCGCAUGCUUCCCGCAGAAUCUUGCAGAGGCCGUGGGCCUGCAAUGAGUACUUAUCCAUGAUUGGCACAUCCCUGCUGUCAGCUUCGAGCAGCUUCGCUCAGCUCCUGCAGCACAGCACAGACUAUCAGGCUUGGUACCAGGAGUGCUCCCGCAGGUCGUCCCAUCGAGCUGUUACCACAACAUUCGGGCACCUGCGUGCCGCGAAGCAUCGCUUCGAGUCCAUGGCAUCUCCCCUGUCAAGAUUGUGCCUUGACUGGGAGGCUUGCGUAGGCCUGCUGGUGCGUCUGUCCCAGGAGAGAGCGUCAGAGGCAGCUGGAGCAUACGCCAUCGCCACCCUGGAAGCUCUUGAUGAAGAAUUGAUUCUGCAGUGUGCGUUGCUCGCAGAUGCCUGUGAUGAGACUACAGCAUUGAUCAGAUUCUUCGACAGCGCCGAAGUGGACAACGCCAGGAUUGCUCAGGAAGUCAAGCGCUUCCGAAAUCGGCUCACGAAGCUCUUCGAGGGUCAGCACAUCUGGUCUGCCGAGGGCUACACGAAGCAGACCCUGGCCUUCUUGGAAACCGCUCACCACUUUCUUGUGCGGGGGUCCUCCAGCGCAUGCUUCAGUGGUCGACUUNNUUUGGCUAUGGACGUGCUCGCUGCGGAGCACCCCGAUUUCGAGCUGGUGUCGUCUUUCUCUUGCUUCGACCUAGAGCAGCUAGCAAGGCUGCUGCCAGAAUGCAGGCACGGCUUCCCUGCAGCCCUGACUGAGCCCUUGCGGCGGCUCGCGUCUACAUUCCAGCUGGAUGAGAGCAAGCUCCUCAGUGAGUUCGCUGACCAUGGGGCAGUGGCCGCGCACCGGUGGAAGGUAACUGGAGGCUGCAAUCUGAAUGCAUGGCAGUAUGCCCUGCAGGUCACCUCCUCCACAGCUGCACGCGUGCGACACCCGGCGGAGCAGCUGGAACAAGUGUUGGCCGAGUAUGCAGCCAUGACCAGCUCCGAUUCCAUCAUUGAGCGUGACUUUUCCAAAGUCAAGCACUUGCUGAGCGAACAGCAGCUGCAUGCAACGGCUGGAGUGGAAAGUGAUAGCAUCAUGCUGGCUGUGGCGGAUCCUGGCCAUGACCGGCUUGUCUUGAAGCAGGCCCGCGAGCUGUGGUCCGAGCUGUACCCGCCAUGCAGACAGCGUAUCCGUGAGAGGUUCGACAAGAACGUCAAGCGCCCUGGGGCGCAGAAGCAGGCUCUGCGCAGUGGGACGGUGUCAGCAGCCGAAGUGCCGGUGGAAAUGCUGGAAGCCGCUGUGGAGCAUUUCAGCAAAGCGCAGAAGACAAUGGUGGCCCGUGAACGAGCAGAGCAGCGAAUGAAAGCGGCUGUUCAGCGGAAGUGCCCUGAUCCAGCCGACUUGGAAGGGCUGCCGACCUGGGUGACUGAUGAUCUGCGGACAGAGCAGCUUGACGAGGCUUUGGAGAGGCGUGCGUGGGGUGUGACUUACUCUCUCGCUGAGGCCAAGGUUCUGAUUCUGCAGGAUGUUACUGAUGUGCCAGAUGAGUAUGCCAUCGCGGCGGCCUUGAAUGGAGCAUGGGUAGUGACGCCCCAGAUGGCCAUUCUAAACCAAGGCACAUGCUUGAAGCUGCACGCGGGCGUGCGCACACAGCGCUCCAUCUUCAUGACAGAUGCCUUCCGAGAAACCCACGGAGAUGUGGCCUCUCUGCUGGAGGCGUUGGCGUGCCGGACCUUGCGCAUUCUGGAGUCCAUCGAGGACUUCGCCGUGGCCAAGCAGCGUGCCACUAACCGCGGCUCCCCCGCGCAAGUGCUGGCGCUCAUCGUGGAGUCGGAUGCUGGGAUUUUCACGGAGGUUCCGCAUUGCUUCUUCCUUCAGCAGUUUCGAGAAUUCAUAUGGCGCCUUGACCUAGCAAACUCUUGCCCUGGGCUCUAG